AUGGGAAAUAAGGCAUCUAAGCCGUCGAGGAAACUCGCAAAUACGAUAUCGAAGAAUACAAAUACAAAUAUUAAUCGUUCAUCCAAUAUUAACCAAUUGCCAUCAGAAUUCUUAAAGGAAAAGUACGAGCAGAAUGCCAUUCAAAAAGAACUUAAAGAACACCAAAAACAAUUCACACCGGAUGAGAGCCUCAAUCAAGGUGACCAAAUGCAUAUAUUAAACCCUAAUACCAAGUUUGACCCCAAGCUUUUGAAUAAAAAGCUCAAAAAUUCACAGCAAACCAAACCGCAAGCACCAGCACUGCAGAAGAGUCAACCACCCCAAAUGCCGGAAGGAAAAGACGGAUUUGACCCUCAUGUUGGUUCUUAUGACCAAAAUUUCAUCAAUUCAGUUACAAAUUUGGGUAAAAAUAUACAUUCCACUACAUCUGAUUCACAGAUAAACCCAAACUUUUCGGCAUUAACUCAGUUAAAAAAUCGUAAAACGUUAUAUGAGAAAGGACAGAAAGAACUAGAGACACAAAUGGAUCCUCACGGGCCUGCCUCAGCCUCUCAGCUUGGUGAGAAUAAGGAUGCGAUCAGAACCAUGAUUCAUCCCCGUACCAUGGGUGCUAUUUUAAACGAUCUCAGAGAUCCAAGAAUGACCAAAGAUAGGAUCACUUUAGACUACCAAUUACGUCCAGGGUUUUUGCAAGAACUUGGUUCUAGAUUUAAGGUUGCUACUACGACUCAACCUCUUGAAGAGCAUACGAAAGACGAUGAGAUCGCUCCGAAGGAGGCUCCAAGUAAAUCCAUGAUGGAUUUUAACGAAAACGACGAGUUGGCCGAAUCAGUUGAUCAAAAUAGAUUGAAUGCAUUGAAAAGUAGAUUGGGUAUGGAUGAUGAACCUGAAAACACCGAUCCUAAGAAGAGUUGA
This is a messenger RNA of Debaryomyces fabryi, 915 nucleotides long. RefSeq lists its product as uncharacterized. Lineage: Eukaryota; Fungi; Ascomycota; Pichiomycetes; Serinales; Debaryomycetaceae. Bases 1 to 915 code for a protein of 304 amino acids. The transcript has a single exon. The record is from RefSeq and is a predicted model, not a curated record.